GUCUGAGGUGGCCAGAUCGGAACCGUUUAGCCGCCUAUUAAGCGACCGACGUUCCACUCGCCUCGCUGAAGUAACCAUGGCGGCGGCUGUGUCGCCGGGUUUAGGAGAGCAUUGGUGGGCCGAACUGCCUCGCCACGUCGUGCUGGGUCGCCUGAGAGAGCAGGCCUCUGAAGCCGGGCCGGAGACAGAGCAAGCCAGGCCAGCCCUUCCGAGGGAUCUGAUGUUUGGCAUCGGCGGGGAACUCUUCCUGUGGGACCGCGAACGUGCCGCCUUUUGCGUCCUCAACCUGAGGCACCUUGGCGACGACCCGGAGAGCUUGGGCGGGUACCAGAUUCUUCUUUGCAUAAAUUCACCCUUUUUUGAAGUGUAUCAAACUUCUUUAAGUCCUAUGCAACAGCAUGUAGCUCUCAUAGGAACAAAAGGAUUAAUGGUGUUGGAGUUACCUAAACGUUGGGGAAAGAAUUCUGAAUUUGAAGGUGGAAAAUCUACUAUUAACUGUAGUACCAUACCUAUUGCUGAAAGAUUCUUCACCAGUUCAUCAUCUCUGACCCUGAAGCAUGCUUCUUGGUACCCUAGUGAGAUUCUGGAGCCCCAUGUUGUGCUAUUAACAUCUGACAACACAAUAAGGAUUUAUAGUUUGAGUUCUCCUCAGACACCUGUGAAAGUGAUAACUCUUUCGAAUGCUGAUGAGGAAACACUGAGACUUAAUAAGGGGAGAACAUAUACAGCGUUGAUAGGGGAGACUGCCGUGGCAUUUGACUUUGGACCUCUAGCAGUACUUCCUAAGAACAUAACUGGUCAGAGAGAGAAAGAGGAUGUGCUGGCAUAUCCUAUGUAUAUCCUGUAUGAAAAUGGAGAGACUUUUCUGAUCUACAUUAAUCUCUUGCACAGCACCAGUAACCUUGGCAAGCUGCUGGGCCCAAUGCCAAUGUAUCCUGCAGCUGAAGACAAUUAUGGCUACGAUGCUUGUGCAGUUCUCUGUCUUCCAUGUGUUCCUAACAUCCUAGUGAUUGCUACCGAAUCGGGAAUGCUUUACCAUUGUGUGGUACUAGAAGGAGAAGAAGAUGAUGAACAGAUGUCUGUCAAGUCUUGGGAUUCCCGAUCUGACCUCAUUCCAUCACUCUAUGUGUUUGAGUGUGUUGAAUUGGAACUUGCCCUGAGAUUAGCCUCCAGAGAAGGGGAAGAACCUGUAGAGUCAGAUUUCUCUUGUCCAAUGAAAUUGCACAGAGAUCCCAAAUGUCCUUCUCGCUACCACUGCACACACGAUGCUGGUGUACAUAGUAUUGGACUCCCCUGGAUCAACAAACUACACAAAUUCCUUGGUUCUGAUGAAGAAGACAAAGACAGUUUGCAAGAGCUUGGGGCAGAACAGAAGUGCUUCGUGGAGCAUAUCCUGUGUACCAAACCUCUACCAUGCAGACAACCUGCUGCAAUUAGAGGGUUCUGGAUUGUCUCUGAUAUUCUGGGCCCUACAAUGGUUUGCAUCACCAAGACCUACGAAUGCAUUACCAGGCCUCUUCUUUCCACAGUCCACCCAACAUGCCCUCCACUUCUGUGCACCAAGGAAGAACCACAGAUGUUUACCACACCUCUCCGCAUUCUAGCUGAAUCACAGGACUCCUUUGAGAGACAUAUCCGAAACAUCUUGUGUCGCACCUCCGCAAAUCCGUUGUUGCUGAAGUACAGCAUCUUUCUCUUUGUGAAAAUCUAAUUUCACAUAAAGUGGAUUUUUUGUUG
Molecule: messenger RNA, 1737 nt
Organism: Protobothrops mucrosquamatus (brown spotted pit viper)
Lineage: Eukaryota; Metazoa; Chordata; Lepidosauria; Squamata; Viperidae
Product: nuclear pore complex protein Nup88-like
Exons: 11
Coding region: 77-1711 (544 amino acids)
Biological process (GO): ribosomal large subunit export from nucleus; mRNA export from nucleus; ribosomal small subunit export from nucleus
Cellular component (GO): nuclear pore
Molecular function (GO): structural constituent of nuclear pore
Source: RefSeq, a predicted model, not a curated record